Messenger RNA from Trypanosoma theileri, 1200 nucleotides. Its product is annotated as surface protease GP63. The transcript has a single exon. The record is from RefSeq and is a predicted model, not a curated record. Gene Ontology annotation, molecular function: metalloendopeptidase activity. Lineage: Eukaryota; Euglenozoa; Kinetoplastea; Trypanosomatida; Trypanosomatidae. Gene Ontology annotation, biological process: proteolysis; cell adhesion. Gene Ontology annotation, cellular component: cytoplasm; membrane. The annotation marks the transcript as partial.
AUGUUUCCUCGCCUGGGUAUGAUGGGAACCUUUUUUGGCGUGCGGGGAAGGGAAUUUGUGUGGAUGAUAAACGUUUCUAAGGCGAAGGAGGUGGCGCGAAAAUAUUUCAACUGCCCCACGGCCGAAGGACUGGAAAUGGAGAGCACAGGUUGGGGAUCUGCUUCACACUUUUCAAUUCGCGUCGCGAAGGGCGACAUGAUGGGGCCUGGAUACAGUCCUCUGGUGUACAGCGAACUGUCACUUGCAGUUUUCGAUAGCAUGCCAUUUUACAAAGCAAAUUUUGACAAGGCCGAACCACUGGUGUGGGGUAAGAACGCCGGCUGCGACUUUCUGGAGAAGAAGUGCCUGGAAAAUGGUGUGAGCCCUAACCCCGAGAUCUUCUGCAACCGCUCUCGCUCAUCGGACAUGUACUUCUGCACACCCGAUCGUAUGGGUCUUGGGUAUUGUACACUGAAAACAUAUUACAGGGCACUUCCCGAGCCCUUCCAGUACUUCAAGGACAAGCGAAUGGGUGGCGAUUUACGCGCGUUGGACUACUGUCCUUAUGUUGAAGCAUACAGUGAUACCACGUGCACUUCAGGCUUUCACCUUCAAUCCCGUGGAAGCUUUAUUGGCGAAAACGCACGUUGUGUAAAAGGCGUUGAGCUAGAAAUCUCGGGAAAGUCUGUUGGUGAUGUGUGCGUGAAUACCAAGUGCGACAAUGGCAUUCUAAGCGUGCAGUUUCUGGGUGAUGAUGAUGAUGAGUGGCACGUAUGUGAGGAGAAGAAGGAAAUCAUUCCGAAUAAGGAAAACUGGUCAGGAAAGAUUAUCUGCCCCAGGUACGACGCGGUGUGCACCAAGCUCCCCGACAUCACCAUUCCUCUGAAAGAGCUACCUUACCAGGAUGGCGACUACAAACCUGCUCCUGGAAACAUUACGUGGAACAAAACUGAAACUCCCAGUUCCGAUCCUUUGCCCCAUCCAGCGCCAGAACCAACCAUGGAAACUGUUGGGGCACCACAUGUUGAGAAAGAACCAAGUUCGUCUUAUCCUAAUGUACCCACUGACUCAUCGGGAUCCACAGAUACGACCACACCGGUGCAGAGAGAUGUUUUUGAGAAGGAAAGGAUUGACUCUCCGACAUCCACUGCUCAUUCUGAAACAAUGCUCGACCAAAACGAAAAACACCAUGAUGGGCUGGAUGGCAGUCAACAUGGAUCU